GAGCCAAAAUCACUCACACGACACAACAGGACUUGUGAACUCCAAAGUGCCACUGUCCCCUCUUGGACCCCUGACCAAGCCGACUCUCUCUCUCUCUCUCUCUCUCUCUCUCUCUCCUGGCAAUGUGGUGCAGUCGUAUGGCACUGCGUCGGCUCCAGCGGGUCGCUGCCGCUCCACUGACCGGGGGUCUCACAAGCGGCGCGCUGAGAAAGAUGUCAACCCUGCAACGGGUGUAUGUCACCCGACAGAUCCCACCCGAGGGCCUGAGGGUCCUCCGUGAAUCUGGACGGGUCAAGCUUGAACUGUGGGACUCGGACGACGUCCCGGUGCCCCGGGAGGAGCUCCUGCAGCGGGUCAAAGGCAUCGACGGUCUGGUUUGUGUUCUGACGGAGAAGAUCGAUGCAGAGCUGCUGGAUGCUGCAGGUCCAAACCUGAAGGUCGUCAGCACCAUGUCGGUGGGAUUCGACCAUCUCUCUUUGGAGGAGCUGAAGAAGAGAGGGAUCCGCGUGGGUUACACGCCGGACGUCCUGACCGAUUCGGUGGCUGAGCUGACUGUGGCUCUGCUGCUCACCACCUCCAGGAGGCUGAUAGAGGCCACGCACGAAGCCAAGACCGGCGGCUGGGGCACGUGGAGAACUCUGUGGCUGUGUGGGCACGAGCUGGCCAACAGCACCAUGGGGAUCCUGGGCCUGGGGAGGAUCGGUGUGGCGAUUGCUGAGCGCCUGGUUCCUUUCAAAGUGAAGAAGUUCAUCUACGCGGACGUGGCUCCCCGGCCGGAGCUGGCAGGCCUCAUCGAUGCCGAGUACGUCUCCUUCGACCAGCUGGCGGAGCGCUCGGACUUCCUGGCGGUGUGCUGCGCCUUGACGCCGGAAACCAAGGAGAUCUGCAACAAGAACCUCUUCUCCAAGAUGAAGGACACCUCCAUCUUUAUCAACACGAGCAGGGGUGGCGUGGUGAACCAGGAGGACCUGUACGAGGCUCUUCUCACCGGCCAGAUAGCGGGAGCCGGGUUGGAUGUGACUGUUCCUGAGCCCCUGCCCACGGACCACCCGCUCUUCACCCUGAAAAACUGCGUGAUUCUCCCACAUAUCGCCAGUGCCUCCUACACCACCCGGAACGCCAUGUCGGCCCUGGCGGCAAACAACCUCCUGCUGGGCCUAAAGGGCGAGCCGAUGGUCAAAGAGCUCAAGAUGUGAAGCAG
This is a messenger RNA of Pungitius pungitius (ninespine stickleback), 1201 nucleotides long. It is a transcript of the gene grhprb, whose product is annotated as glyoxylate reductase/hydroxypyruvate reductase b. NCBI's taxonomy places the organism in Eukaryota, Metazoa, Chordata, Actinopteri, Perciformes, Gasterosteidae. Gene Ontology annotation, cellular component: cytosol. The record is from RefSeq and is a predicted model, not a curated record. The transcript is spliced from 9 exons. Gene Ontology annotation, molecular function: glyoxylate reductase (NADPH) activity; hydroxypyruvate reductase [NAD(P)H] activity; hydroxypyruvate reductase (NADH) activity. The coding region runs from base 123 to 1196 and encodes 357 amino acids.